GGAAUGCACAACACAACGGAUGGAGUGGCCGGAAGGGAGCAGCUUUUGGCUCAGCAAAGAAUGCACAGUAUGAUCAGCUCAGUGGAUGUGAAAUCCGAGGUUCCUAUGGGCCUGGAGCCCAUCUCACCAUUAGACCUAAGGACAGACCUCAGGGUGAUGAUGCCUGUGGUGGAUCCUGUUGUCCGUGAGAAGCAGCUGCAGCAGGAGUUACUUCUCAUCCAGCAGCAACAGCAAAUCCAGAAGCAGCUCCUGAUAGCAGAGUUCCAGAAGCAGCAUGAGAAUCUGACCAGACAGCACCAGGCUCAGCUCCAGGAGCACAUCAAGUUACAACAGGAACUUCUAGCCAUAAAACAACAGCAAGAACUCCUAGAAAAGGAGCAGAAACUGGAGCAGCAGAGGCAAGAACAGGAAGUAGAGAGGCAUCGCAGAGAGCAACAGCUUCCUCCUCUCAGAGGCAAAGAUAGAGGACGAGAAAGGGCAGUGGCGAGCACAGAAGUAAAGCAGAAGCUUCAAGAAUUCCUGUUGAGCAAAUCAGCAACGAAAGACACUCCAGCCAAUGGAAAGAAUCAUUCCGUGAGCCGCCAUCCCAAGCUCUGGUACACGGCUGCCCGCCACACAUCACUGGAUCAAAGUUCUCCGCCCCUCAGCGGAACAUCGCCGUCCUACAAGUACACAUUGCCAGGAGCCCAAGAUGCCAAGGAUGAUUUCCCCUUGAGAAAAACUGCCUCAGAGCCCAACUUGAAGGUGCGGUCCAGGUUAAAACAGAAAGUGGCAGAGAGGAGAAGCAGCCCCUUACUCAGGCGGAAGGAUGGAAAUGUUGUCACUUCAUUCAAGAAGCGAGUGUUUGAGGUGGCAGAAUCCUCAGUCAGCAGUAGCUCUCCAGGGUCAGGUCCCAGCUCACCAAACAAUGGACCCGCUGGAAAUGUUACUGAAAAUGAGGCUUCAGUUUUGCCUCCCACCGCUCACCCAGAGCAACUGGUUCCUCAGCAGCGCAUUCUAAUUCACGAAGAUUCCCUGAACCUGCUGAGUCUCUACACCUCCCCCUCGCUGCCCAACAUCACCCUGGGACUCCCAGCAGUGCCAUCCCCCCUCAAUGCUUCUAAUUCACUCAAAGAAAAGCAGAAGUGUGAGACACAGAUGCUCAGGCAAGGUGUUCCUCUGCCUGGCCAGUAUGGCAGUGGCAUUGCAGCGCCCUCCAGCCACGCUCAUGUAGCGUUGGAGGGAAAGCCCAACAGCAGCCACCAAGCCCUCCUGCAGCACCUACUGUUGAAGGAACAAAUGCGACAGCAAAAGCUUCUUGUGGCUGGUGGAGUCCCGUUACAUCCUCAGUCUCCUCUGGCAACAAAAGAAAGAAUUUCACCAGGUAUCAGAGGUUCCCACAAAUUGCCCCGUCACCGACCCCUGAAUCGAACCCAGUCUGCACCCUUGCCUCAGAGCACCCUGGCUCAGCUGGUCAUUCAGCAGCAGCACCAGCAGUUCCUGGAGAAGCAGAAACAGUACCAGCAGCAGAUCCACAUGAACAAACUGCUAUCGAAAUCUAUUGAACAACUGAAGCAGCCAGGCAGCCACCUUGAAGAAGCGGAGGAGGAGCUUCAGGGGGACCAGUCCAUGGAAGACAGAGCAACUGCUAGCGACAGCAGCACUAGGAAGGACAGCAGUGCUCCUCUGGAUGAUACGCUGGGACAACCUGGGCCUGUGAAGGUCAAGGAGGAGCCAGUGGACAGCGAGGAAGAAGCUCAGAUACAGGAAAUGGAAUGUGGGGAGCAGGCUGCUUUUAUGCAACAGCCACCCUUGCUGGAACCAUCACACACAUGUGCACUCUCGGCGCACCAGGCUCGGCUGGCUGCGGUUGGCAUCGACGGAUUGGAGAAGCAUGGACUCCUGUCCAGGACCCAUUCUUCCCCUGCGGCCUCCACGCUACCUCACCCAGCAGCAGACUGUCCUAGCCAGCGUGCCUCUGCCACUGGAAUUGCCUAUGACCCUCUGAUGCUGAAACAUCAGUGCAUCUGUGGCAGCUCCACCCCCCACCCUGAGCACGCUGGGCGAAUACAGAGCAUCUGGUCACGGCUGCAAGAAACUGGGCUCCUAAGUAAAUGUGAGCGAAUUCAAGGUCGAAAAGCCAGCCUGGAGGAAAUACAGCUUGUUCACUCUGAGCAUCACUCACUCUUGUACGGCACCAGCCCGCUGGACGGACAGAAGCUGGACCCCAGGACGCUCCUAGGUGACGAUUCUCGAAAGUUCUUUUCGUCCUUACCUUGUGGUGGACUUGGGGUGGACAGUGACACCAUUUGGAAUGAGCUGCACACGUCCGGUGCUGCACGCAUGGCUGUUGGCUGUGUCAUUGAGCUGGCUUCCAAAGUGGCCUCGGGGGAGCUGAAGAAUGGCUUUGCUGUUGUGAGGCCCCCAGGCCAUCAUGCUGAAGAAUCUGCAGCCAUGGGGUUCUGCUUUUUUAAUUCAGUUGCAAUUACCGCCAAAUACUUGAGAGACCAACUAAAUAUAAGCAAGAUAUUGAUUGUAGAUCUGGAUGUUCACCAUGGAAACGGUACACAGCAGGCCUUUUAUGCUGACCCCAGCAUCCUGUACAUUUCACUCCAUCGCUAUGAUGAAGGGAACUUUUUCCCUGGCAGUGGAGCCCCGAAUGAGGUUGGAAUAGGUCUGGGAGAAGGCUACAACAUCAACAUUGCCUGGACAGGUGGCCUUGACCCCCCUAUGGGAGAUGUUGAGUACCUCGAAGCCUUCAGGACGGUUGUGAUGCCUGUGGCCAGAGAGUUCCAUCCAGACAUGGUCCUGGUUUCUGCUGGAUUUGAUGCAUUGGAAGGCCACACCCCUCCACUAGGGGGUUACAAAGUGACAGCAAAAUGCUUUGGCCAUUUGACGAAGCAGUUGAUGACACUGGCUGCUGGACGUGUGGCACUGGCCCUCGAGGGAGGACAUGACCUGACAGCCAUCUGUGACGCAUCUGAAGCCUGCAUAAACGCCCUUCUAGGAAAUGAGCUGGGCCCUCUUGAGGAAGACGCUCUACACCAGACGCCGAAUACGAAUGCUGCCGCUUCCUUACAGAAGGUCAUUGAAAUCCAAAGCAAAUAUUGGAAGUCAAUCAAGAUGGUAGCUGUUGCAAGGGGCUGUGCUCUGCCUCGUUCUCAGCUGCAAGAGGAAACAGAGACCGUUUCUGCACUAGCUUCCCUGACAGUGGAUGUGGAACAGCCAUUUGCUCAGGAAGAUGGCAGAACUGCUGGUGAGCCCAUGGAAGAGGAGCCAGCCUUGUGAAGUGCCAAGUCUCCCCCGAUAUUUCCUGUGUGUGACAUCAUUGUGUAUCCCCCCCACAACCCCAGCACCCUCAGACAUGUCUGCAGCCUGGGUGGCACAGUUUGAUGGAACAUAAACACUGGGCACAAAAUUCUGAACAGCAGCUUCACUUGUUCUUUGGAUGGACUUGAAAGGG
This is a messenger RNA of Psammomys obesus (fat sand rat), 3442 nucleotides long. It is a transcript of the gene Hdac9, whose product is annotated as histone deacetylase 9. Lineage: Eukaryota; Metazoa; Chordata; Mammalia; Rodentia; Muridae. Gene Ontology annotation, biological process: chromatin organization; negative regulation of transcription by RNA polymerase II. The transcript is spliced from 26 exons. Gene Ontology annotation, molecular function: histone deacetylase activity. Gene Ontology annotation, cellular component: histone deacetylase complex. Bases 4 to 3267 code for a protein of 1087 amino acids. The record is from RefSeq and is a predicted model, not a curated record.